Molecule: messenger RNA, 948 nt
Organism: Vanderwaltozyma polyspora DSM 70294
Lineage: Eukaryota; Fungi; Ascomycota; Saccharomycetes; Saccharomycetales; Saccharomycetaceae
Gene: MIR1
Product: Mir1p
Exons: 1
Coding region: 1-948 (315 amino acids)
Biological process (GO): mitochondrial phosphate ion transmembrane transport
Cellular component (GO): mitochondrial inner membrane
Molecular function (GO): phosphate transmembrane transporter activity
Source: RefSeq, a predicted model, not a curated record
AUGAGCAGUCCAGUUGAAACUAAAACUGAAUACAAAGUUCCUCAGUACACUAUGUCUGAUUACUUCAAGUUUGCCCUUGCCGGUGCUAUUGGUUGUGGUUCCACCCACUCUUCCUUAGUUCCUAUUGAUGUUGUUAAGACCAGAAUUCAAUUAGAACCAACUGUUUAUAAUAAGGGUAUGGUUGCUUCUUUCAAGAAGAUUAUCGGUGAAGAAGGUGCUGGUGCUUUGAUGACUGGUUUCGGUCCAACUUUAUUAGGUUAUUCCAUUCAAGGUGCUUUCAAAUUCGGUGGUUAUGAAGUUUUCAAGAAAUUAUUUGUUGAUACAUUAGGUUACGAGACUUCUGUUAACUACAAGAACACUAUUUAUAUGGGUUCUGCCGCCGCUGCUGAAUUUAUUGCUGAUAUUGCUUUGUGUCCUUUGGAAGCUACUAGAAUUAGAUUGGUUUCUCAACCUACAUUUGCUAAUGGUUUAGUCGAUGGUUUCUCUAGAAUUAUGAAAGAAGAAGGUGUCGGUUCUUUUUACAGAGGUUUUACCCCAAUCUUGUUCAAGCAAAUCCCAUACAACAUCGCUAAAUUCUUGGUUUAUGAACGCGCUGCUGAAUUGUACUACGGUAUUGCUGGUCCAAAAGAAACUUUAUCUCAAGCUCUAAACACUGGUAUUAACUUAUUAGCUGGUUUGACUGCUGGUUUGGCUGCUGCUAUUGUCUCUCAACCUGCUGAUACUUUGUUAUCCAAGGUCAACAAGACUCCAAAGGCUCCAGGUCAAUCUACCAUCGGUUUGUUAGCUCAAUUAGCUAAACAAUUAGGUUUUGUCGGUUCUUUCAGUGGUUUACCAACUCGUUUGGUUAUGGUUGGUACUUUGACUUCCUUACAAUUCGGUAUUUAUGGUACUUUGAAGAAAUCUCUAGGUUGUGCUCCAACCAUCGAAAUCGGUGGUGGUGGUCACUAA